AUGAGAAUACCUACUGGACAGAGACUAUAUGAAUGUUGUGAAUGUGGGAAAUCCUUCACUGACAACUCAGUCCUCAGAAUCCAUACCAGAGAGAAACCUUACACAUGUAAUGAAUGUUGCAAGGCAUUUAAGCUGAAGCCCCCUGGUUAUGAACAUCAGAAAACUCAUUCCCAGACAAUAGAGAAACCCUACAGAUGUAAUGAAUGUGGGAAAACCUUCAAGCAGAGGUACGCACUUAGUGAACAUCUGAGAAUUCAUACUGGAGAGAAGCCUUAUAAUUGUACUGACUGUGGAAAACGUUCACCCCACAGGACGUCAUUAUUUGUGCAUCAAAGAAUUCAUGCUGGACAAAAACCAUAUAAAUGUACUGUCUGUGGGAAAGUCUUUGCCCACCGGGCAACACUUACUGACCAUCAGAGAAUCCAUACUGGAGAGAAGCCUUUUAAAUGUACUGAAUGCGGGAAAACUUUUACCCACAGGUCAUCAUUUCGUGUCCAUCAGAAAAGGCAUGCUGGAGAAAAACCAUACAAAUGUACUGAAUGUGGGAAAGCUUUUCUCCAAAAGGCACAGUUUAUUGAACAUCAAAUUGUUCAUACUGCAGAGAAACCUUUCAGAUGUAAUGAAUGUGGGAAAAGUUUUAGCCGGAAAAGCUAUCUUACUGGCCAUCAGAGAAUUCAUAGUGGGAGAGAAAGAUUUUUACAUGUCUGA
Messenger RNA from Dromiciops gliroides (monito del monte), 708 nucleotides. Its product is annotated as gastrula zinc finger protein XlCGF7.1-like. Lineage: Eukaryota; Metazoa; Chordata; Mammalia; Microbiotheria; Microbiotheriidae. Gene Ontology annotation, molecular function: DNA-binding transcription factor activity; RNA polymerase II cis-regulatory region sequence-specific DNA binding. The transcript has 2 exons. Gene Ontology annotation, biological process: regulation of transcription by RNA polymerase II. The record is from RefSeq and is a predicted model, not a curated record. Bases 1 to 708 code for a protein of 235 amino acids.